Molecule: messenger RNA, 2424 nt
Organism: Closterium sp. Yama58-4
Lineage: Eukaryota; Viridiplantae; Streptophyta; Zygnematophyceae; Desmidiales; Closteriaceae
Source: the annotation of a GenBank genome assembly
AUGGCUCGUGAGGCGCGAGCGUUGUCCGACCCCGUCGGGUGCCUUAAGAAGUUUGACGUCGCCAUGGAGGCGGGCGGAGCCACCGUUGUGCUGGCCGCGGAAGACAAGUCCGUUCUCGCGGACGAUAGCGCCGACUUCACCGCCGCAGUCCUCGAUUUCACAUGCAUUUUCGUGUUGGAGAAACACGGAGGUGAUCGCCGCAAAUCGACAAAGAUUUUUACGUCGGCGCAGCAGGCAAAGUUGCUGGCAUCCGACGCCCCCAUACCCGCCAUGCUCAAGUCUGACCUCCUCGUUUUCCCCUUGUGGUCCAAGUACGGAUUGGCCGCGAAUUUUACGAGCAAUCACGCGCAGGACAUCGCUAUCAAAAUGAGCAUCUCCGACCAGGCCGGAGGGUCCGGAGAGGUGUCAGGCCGGCAACACGCGGUCGAGGCCAGGCAGGAAGAGUCCGACGACGAGGAAUUUGAGGAAGCAGAGGGCGAUCAAGAAACCGUGGGGGCGGGUGAAGGGGAUGGCGACGGCAAGGACGGUGAGAAGCGAGGCCGCAAUGUUGCCGCUGCGGCUGCCACCCAGAAGGCUGCGGUUGACACUCACGAUCGGACUGCCGCAGCAAAAACCGCGAAAACCAAGACCUCCUCGGCCCAGGAACCUUCCGCGCCUCAUGCGGAAGCGCAGCCUGCUGCUGGCGCGAACGUGGGAGUGGGCCCAGGAACGCGAGAUACUGGAGACGAGGAUUCGAAUGUUCCGCGCCACACGUUAUCCGAGCUGCUGACCUGGCCAGUGUUGACGCUCGCGCACGAGGUUGUCCGGCUGGAAGGUGCUCUGGAUGAUUCGAUUCAGGCUCAGUACGACGCGGAUCACGCCCUCAAGCUUCAGCGCAAUCGGAUUCGCGGCCUUCUGAAUGAUCUUCAAGUCCAGAAGGACAAUCUGGACGCAGCCAUUACGAAAACGGGCAAAAUCGCAACGCGGUUUCAAGAGGCAGAGGAAAAAUGGGCGCGGACAGUCGAGGGCUUGGUCCAGGAGCUAAGGGUUGAGCGUGGGUCUGCGAUUGUGCAGCGCGAGGCCGCGGACGUCGAUUUCGGAGGCGGUGGCGCGAACGCGUUACGAGAUCGCCCCGUGGGGAAGGAUGGGGACGUUCGAGGCAGGUGUAGCGACCGCCGCGGACCGUGGAUGUGGAAGCAUGAGGAUGGUCACCGGACCCUUGCGCAUGGAACCUGCGGAAGCAACUGGGAGCUAGGAUCGUGGAGGGAAGAGGCCACCAGGGAUACCGACACCCCGUUCACCCUCGCCGCCCCCCAAGAAGGCGAAGGGCUCGUCCGAGCAACAGGAGGCCCGAGAACCUGGCCGCGGGAGUUUGGCUCAGAAGUCCAAGAUCGCGGCUGCGCCUGUCAAGAGGACCUCGGCGAUCGCGGCGCAGAGGAAAUCCCUGACGCAAAUGCGGAGGCAAUGGAGGCCAUGCAACAGUGGUUGUCCAUGGUUCAGCACACAGAGAAGGCGGACGCGAAGGGAAGCGCGAAAGGAAAGGAGAAGGAGGAUCCGAAAUGGGGUGUUGGUAUACGGAAAAACUCGCGUGGCUUGUUCACCUUGGAGCUUCACCACUCGUGUCGCUGGUACUUUGGUUCCCACGCUAAGCUCCCUGCCGUGCGGUUUCUGUGCGCGGUGGCACAGAUGGUGUGGAAUCAGCAGAUUCCCGAGGACAAACUGGUUUUGACGGACGAGGAAGAAGAGGAGUGGACCCCCGAUCUUGAUGUGGCGCGAGUUUUGCACCCUGGAGUUUUCGCAGUGCUUUAUCUGCGAGGUGCCUGCGCAAGCCCCGAAAGGACUUUGAAGGACGAAAACACGGAAGCGAGCGACAAGGUCGCCUUCUCUGCUGCGGUUGGACUUGAGACCCUGGCGGACGAGUCACCCGCGAAGGGCAAGAAAUCUGUGCCCGCUGGAGCUGGGGGUGUGGCGUUUGUUUGCGCGGUUUCCUGGAUGGAGUGUAAGGGAUUUGAUCGAAAGACCGCGGAAGCGAGCGCGAAACAGGCCGCGCUGCUUGCAGGAGCGAACAAUCUGACCGUGGUUCUUUACCUCGCGGUUUGGAAGCAUAUCGUUACGGCAGCGACGAAGGGACAUGAUGCGGCUAAGAUCGAGCUCAAGGUCGCGAAAUAUUUCGAGAACGCGAAGAAAGUCGCUAUCACGAAAGAUGAGAAGAGCAUCAUUCACGAGCAGGUGGACGUGCUGAGAACCUGGAGCUUCGACCCAGAUGCCGCUAAGAAGAUGCGGGCGCUGGGCUUGUAUAUCGAGUGCGAUGACGAUCGCGCGAAGGCCAAGAAUCGUGACGUUAGCCGGUCGCGUGUAAAAAAGACUGCCACGAAAUCGGACGAAGAAGAAGGUGGCUCCCAGCCGAUUGUUGAUCUUGACGACGAGGAUCCGGAGGAUUCGUGA